AUGGUGCAUGGGCAUGCCCUUUAUCAUAUGGAGCACCGCCCUCUGGAGGCGCGGGCUCCCCACGACACUAUCGCCAAUGAUGAUUCCAACCUGGUCGAGCGCGAUAACCCCUUGGUCAUUAUCUACAAGACCCUAUCGGCUGACUUUGAGGGCGCCAUUGGAGGCUACGUGACCAAAGUCAUGGGCGCCAACAAUGCACCGGUCACGACCGCGAUUGCGAUUGCGACGGCAACGGCGGCGACGGUCGCCCCCCAUUCGAAGGACACCAACAAUGUCGCCGUGGGUGUCGGCCCAGCAGUGGCGGUCACGAAGAUCACGGCCGAGCCUACCCAUCAGACGGCGGUGAUGACGACGAAAGAGGUCAAGUCGCAACCGACGACGAUCAUUGAAAACACGCAGAUACAACAGACGACUGUCGCAGAACCGACACAGGCCAUCACCAGUCAAGCGGAGGUGGUGUCGCAAGCCCCGUCGUCCUUCAUCACUUCCGUCUCCCAGGCGAGUACGUCGGCAGCGGAAACCAGCCAGGACAUGAACUUGGUUGCGGCGACUCCCAGCACCACAGUCAGUGGCAUCGGCGCGUCUUCAUCGCCCACGACCGCCAGUGCCCCGGAAGGCAUGUCUGGCGGUGCAAAAGCGGGGAUCGCCAUCGGAGUUCUCUUGGGACUGGGCGUCCUGGCAGGAUUGAUCUUCUUCUUGGUUCGUAAGAGAAAGCGCGGCGACGAGGCCGAGGCGACGUUGCAGGAGAAGGGUCCGGUCUCAGCCGUUCCUGCACCGGCAUCGGCACCGCCUCCCCCGAUGAAAUCGUCGUCCCCGUCAACCCCGCCUCAGUUGAGUGUUCGCCCAGUGACGCAGUUUGCUCCCGAUCUGAGCGGCACUGGUGGCUCAAAUGCGGCUUCUGCUGGCUUGCUGGGUGCAUCCGCUGCCGGUGUUGCUGGUGCAGCGAUUGCCUCCCGCAAUUUGACAGGCAACUCGCCGCCUCCGUCGCCAUCUCAGUCCACCUCGAGCGCGCAGAACCCGUUCAGUGAUCCAGUCAAUCCAUUCAGUCCUACAACGUCCGUGGCAGAGAACGUGACCCCUGCAGCAGCCCCUACUCCUGCGCCUUCUCAACCGGCGGGGGCUGCUGUGGCGACGGGAGACACUCCCACGGUUGUUGUCUCUGACGAAUCUGAAAGAGAAGUGUCUCCCUCGCAGAAUUCGGGCGCCGCAGUCUCGGGCGCUCCAUCGAUUCGCGUGAGUGCCGACGUCGAGUCGAUCUCCUCUGAGAUCCUCACUGCCGUCAGUGGGGCCGCGAUAGGUAUUGCCAGUGCCGGUGCAGUCGCUGCGGCUGUGGCGCCGUCUCCUGUGCCUCCGGGGCCAGACAACGUGCACCGCGUGCAGAUGGAUUUCACUCCUUCCGCAGAUGAUGAGCUGGAGUUGCGCGCCGGAGCCCUCGUGCGCAUGCUACACGAGUAUGAUGAUGGUUGGGCGCUCUGCGUUCGAAUGGAUCGCUCACAGCAAGGAGUGGCGCCACGAUCUUGCCUGUCUGCUCGCCCCGUGAAGCGUCGUCCCCGUCCCCCUCCUGGCGCCGGCCCGGGACCUGCGCCUCGUGGACCUUUGCCCCCAAUGGGCCCUCAUGGACGAAUGCCAGGCCCUCCUCCUGGAGAUCGUUAUUACCCUCAGGGUCCACCAGGCGCUGCCAACUCUUCUCGACCACCUUACCCAGCUGGUCCAAUGCCCCCUGCGAACGGCUUCCCUGCCGUUCCUCGGCCCAUGUCGCCCGGCGCUCGCUCAAUGUCCCCCGCCCCUCGAUCUCGUCCUGGUCCCAAUCCCGGUCCACGAUCCAUGAGUCCGGGUCCUUACGGCCCGGGAGGAAUGCAGCGCCCUGCGAUGCCCGUCAGUCAACGACAGCGUAGCAACAGUGCGGGAAACAUGGCUCGUCCAAUGGCUAGUGCUGCGCCUCUUAAGUCGAGCCCUCUUGUGGCUACUCAAGCUCCAGGCCCCGCUCCAACGAUUCAUCUACCUGCCCUGCCGCCCUCGACGCCGACCUCGCCAACUGAAGUUUAUGCUCCGGGGCAAGCCAUCUAA
Molecule: messenger RNA, 2067 nt
Organism: Penicillium diatomitis
Lineage: Eukaryota; Fungi; Ascomycota; Eurotiomycetes; Eurotiales; Aspergillaceae
Product: SH3 domain protein
Exons: 2
Coding region: 1-2067 (688 amino acids)
Molecular function (GO): protein binding
Source: RefSeq, a predicted model, not a curated record